CGAGCUGCUCUUCUGAUGUUGAAGCUCACGCCUUUCCACUCUCUCCAACAAUACCUUCCUCACAACCUCCAUUUGUCUCUUUUCCAAACCUGCUCAGCCCCACAAGAAGUUGAACAACUCCACGCUUUUUCCCUGAAAACAGCCAUUUUUAAUCACCCUUUUGUCUCUUCUCGCCUCUUAGCUCUUUACUCGGACCCAAAAAUCAAUGAUCUCGGUUACGCCCGAUCCGUUUUCGACCGAAUUCAACGACGGAGUUUGAUUCAUUGGAACACUAUCAUUAAAUGCUAUGUUGAAAAUCAAUUUUCCCAUGAUGGUAUUGUUCUUUUCCAUGAAUUGGUUCAUGAAUAUCUGCCUGAUAAUUUCACUUUGCCUUGUGUGAUUAAGGGUUGUGCUCGGUUGGGUGUGGUUCAGGAGGGGAAGCAGAUUCAUGGGUUGGCUUUGAAAAUUGGGUUCGGGUCUGAUGUGUUUGUGCAGGGUAGCUUGGUGAAUCUGUAUUCCAAGUGUGGUGAGAUUGAUUGCGCUCGUAAGGUGUUUGAUGGAAUGAUUGAUAAGGAUGUGGUUUUGUGGAACUCUUUGAUUGAUGGGUAUGCUAGAUGUGGGGAGAUUGAUAUUGCAUUGCAGUUGUUUGAGGAGAUGCCUGAAAGAGAUGCUUUUUCGUGGACUGCUUUGGUUGAUGGGUUGUCGAAGUGUGGCAAGGUGGAGAGUGCUAGGAAGUUAUUUGAUCAGAUGCCUUGUAGGAACUUGGUUUCUUGGAAUGCUAUGAUUAAUGGGUAUAUGAAAUCGGGGGAUUUUGAUUCAGCACUUGAAUUGUUUUAUCAGAUGCCAAUAUGGGAUUUGGUUACAUGGAAUUUGAUGAUUGCAGGGUAUGAAUUGAAUGGGCAGUUUAUGGAUGCUGUGAAGAUGUUUUUUAUGAUGUUGAAAUUGGGUUCUAGACCUAGUCAUGCUACUUUAGUCAGUGUUCUUUCUGCUGUGUCGGGAUUAGCUGUUCUUGGUAAGGGAAGAUGGAUUCACUCUUACAUGGAAAAGAAUGGAUUUGAGCUGGAUGGUAUACUUGGGACAUCCUUGAUAGAAAUGUAUGCAAAGUGUGGGUGCAUUGAGAGCGCUUUAACAGUUUUUCGAGCAAUACAGAAGAAGAAGGUGGGGCAUUGGACUGCUAUAAUUGUAGGAUUAGGAAUCCAUGGUAUGGCCAAUCAUGCUCUUGCGUUAUUUCUUGAAAUGUGCAAAACUGGCUUAAAGCCUAAUGCUAUCAUUUUCAUUGGAGUGUUGAAUGCUUGUAAUCAUGCAGGAUUGGUUGAUGAUGGUCGUCGGUAUUUUGAUAUGAUGAUGAAUGAAUACAAAAUAGAACCCACACUGGAACACUAUGGCUGCUUGGUGGACAUUCUAUGUCGAGCUGGACAUCUUGAAGAGGCAAAGAAUACCAUAGAGAAUAUGCCAAUAAGUCCAAAUAAAGUAAUUUGGAUGAGUUUACUUGGUGGUUCUAGAAACCAUGGAAAAAUAGAUAUUGGGGAAUAUGCAGCUCAACGUGUAAUUGAGGUGGCUCCAGAGACCAUUGGAUGUUAUAUUCUUUUGUCUAACAUGUAUGCAGCAUCUGGAAUGUGGGAAAAAGUUUCACGUGUACGAGAAAUGAUGUACAAGAGAGGAUUUAGAAAAGACCCAGGAUGCAGUUCAGUAGAGCAUAAAGGCACACUUCAUGAGUUUAUUGUGGGUGAUAUAUCACAUCCUCAAACUAAGGAGAUAUAUGCUAAGAUGAGUGAGAUGAAGGAAAAACUAAAAUGUGUGGGACAUGUUCCAGACACAACCCAAGUUCUGCUGUGUAUUGAAGGGGAGAAAGAGAAGGAAGCUGAACUGGAAAACCACAGUGAGAGGUAAGUAUGCAAGAAAAGGGAAACACAAACUAUGGCAACAAAGGAGCUGGUCUCAUUAGUAAUACAGUAGUUCCAAGCAGUUCUACUAGCAAAUUACAUCAUUACCAACCCAAUCCACA
This is a messenger RNA of Vitis riparia (riverbank grape), 1984 nucleotides long. Its product is annotated as pentatricopeptide repeat-containing protein At2g29760, chloroplastic-like. Gene Ontology annotation, biological process: RNA modification. Lineage: Eukaryota; Viridiplantae; Streptophyta; Magnoliopsida; Vitales; Vitaceae. Gene Ontology annotation, molecular function: protein binding; RNA binding. The transcript has 2 exons. Bases 16 to 1869 code for a protein of 617 amino acids. The record is from RefSeq and is a predicted model, not a curated record.